AUAGGCGAGCAGUGCGUACAACCGCCACUCCGCUGCGCCGAGGGGACUAGGAGCAGUCGCUAUGCCUGAGCCUGCCAAGUCCGCGCCCGCCCCCAAGAAGGGCUCCAAGAAGGCGGUCACUAAGACCCAGAAGAAGGGCGACAAGAAGCGCAAGAAGAGCCGCAAGGAGAGCUACUCGAUCUACGUGUACAAGGUGCUGAAGCAGGUGCACCCCGACACGGGCAUCUCGUCCAAGGCCAUGGGCAUCAUGAACUCGUUUGUCAACGACAUCUUCGAACGCAUCGCCGGCGAGGCGUCGCGCCUGGCUCACUACAACAAGCGCUCGACCAUCACGUCGCGGGAGAUCCAGACGGCCGUGCGGCUGCUGCUGCCCGGCGAGCUGGCCAAGCACGCGGUCUCCGAGGGCACCAAGGCGGUCACCAAGUACACCAGCUCCAAGUAGAGUGGUCUGGAUUACUCGUUUUUAACCCAAAGGCUCUUUUCAGAGCCACCAUUUAUUCAAGUAAAAGGGCUAUCUUACUUUUCUUCCUGAGGGGUGUAGGGUGGGUUCUUAGUUGAGUAAAGCUGCAAAGCGAG
Messenger RNA from Numida meleagris (helmeted guineafowl), 576 nucleotides. RefSeq names its product histone H2B 1/2/3/4/6. The transcript has a single exon. Gene Ontology annotation, molecular function: DNA binding; structural constituent of chromatin; protein heterodimerization activity. The coding region runs from base 62 to 442 and encodes 126 amino acids. The record is from RefSeq and is a predicted model, not a curated record. NCBI's taxonomy places the organism in Eukaryota, Metazoa, Chordata, Aves, Galliformes, Numididae. Gene Ontology annotation, cellular component: nucleosome.